Messenger RNA from Neoarthrinium moseri, 1947 nucleotides. RefSeq lists its product as uncharacterized. Gene Ontology annotation, molecular function: metal ion binding. Lineage: Eukaryota; Fungi; Ascomycota; Sordariomycetes; Amphisphaeriales; Apiosporaceae. The transcript has 2 exons. The record is from RefSeq and is a predicted model, not a curated record. Bases 1 to 1947 code for a protein of 648 amino acids.
AUGGCGAGUCGCGAGGGUGCAAGCCCGCCGCCUGAGGCUUUCGGUCCCGAUGACGUUGCUGCCGAAGCCAGCGAGACGGAAUCCGGAAGCUCGUAUGCAGGCACCGCCUCGGCUCCAGACACACCCGCCUGUCCCUACCGCAACUCAUCCUUCCACGACCAGGAAUGUUCGCUCUUCCACGACUGCCCCACACAUCGUAUGGAGAGGCUACCUGAGGACAAUGACGUCGCGGCCAGCGGACUCGAGGAAGCACCGUCAGAGUCGGAAUCCCAUGACGACCCCGAAGACGACCCCCAAGAUGGCCCAGUGCUGCAAGAGUUUCUGUCCCAUUCCGAUGCGAGAGGGCAAACGAGCACUGCAGAUACGGACGUGGCUCAAGUCCAACCGUCUGAAGCAGCAGUGUCUGAAACAGUCCCCGAGCAUACUGCCGCUAUCAGCAGCCAGGAACCCAGUGAGACUUUGGGUACAUCAUCGGGAGCAGCAGGCGUCUCUACGCAGCUUGCAGCUGCCAGCUUGAACGGGGAUUACCCUCGCGAGGCAACGACACAUGAUUUGAAUGCACAAGACGCUGCGGCACAGGUUCGGGGUCGCGAUGUAUCAAACUCUGCGCAAAGCUCGAGGCCUUCGUCUUCCGCGUCUCACUCCAGUGGCCACCGGAACAUGUUUGGAACUACAGACUCUCCUACACUUGCCAAUCCUAGGUUUUCUGGAAGGCUCCCAGGGACUGAGGUCGCCCUCCCCCGCUGGCAACCCGACUCCGAGGUGACUAGUUGCCCUAUUUGUCAUUACGAGUUUGGCCUUUUUAACAGAAGGCAUCAUUGUCGGAAAUGUGGCAGAGUUGUCUGCGCCAACUGUUCACCUCAUCGUAUCACCAUUCCGCAUCAGUAUAUCGUACGGGCGCCUGGUGAAGUUCCCCCCAUGGCAGGACCUGGCGUCUUCGGUGGCGAGCGUGGUGUUGCCGACUUUAGCUUGCUUGGAGGUGGUGAGAGAGUACGACUUUGCAAUCCCUGCGUGCCGGAUCCGAACACAACUCCUCUCACUCGCCCUUCUCCCACAGUCCCCGGAUCAACACCUCAAUCUAUGAGAUCACCGCAUCAGAGAUCACAGAGCAGCGCCGAUGGCACGGCCUAUCUACGGAGUGGCCUUAACGAGAGAUAUCUGCCUCCGAUUCCGACAAGCACGAGACCGGCAGACAGCGCUUCUUCUAGGAGCAGAAGCGCCACCAUGCACCAUCUAUCAUCCACUAGGGCUCAGUACGGUCCAUCAGAUGCCCCCUCCAUUUUCCAAAGGUCACAAGCCGUCUGGACGCCUUGGGACACGCAGCGAGCCAGUGGACCUCAGCCCGGGUCCUCAACCGGGGCUGGAAUACCGGCGUUUACCACAGAUGAGCUGCGAGCUCUGCGCGCAAUGGGCGCUCAACCUCGCUUCGUGCAGUCUGGUCGAGGUUCUCAUGUAGACUCACGCUUUGAUGCCCUCUUGAGACAGAUGGCUUCCGCAGGCUCGUCUUCGACGGCAAACAGAGAUAUCGAACGGCCUUUGCCAGCACCGCCGCAGAUUCCGGAGGAGGAUGAAUGUCCUGUCUGUCACAACGAGCUGCCAUCUCGUAGCUUACCGAAUUGCGACGACUUACGCGAGCAGCAUAUUGCCGCCUGCAUUACGUCACACAGUACGUACUCGCCACAGCCCCCGAUAUCGACGCAGACAGGAGUUCACGGCACUCCGCCUCCGAGGGCAAUGCGGCGGACUGGCAUGUUCCCAUACAUGGCAACUGAGAAAGACUGUGCAAGCGGGGAGGAGUGCACCAUCUGUCUCGAGGAAUACGAACCUGGUACCAAGAUGGCAAGAUUGGAAUGUCUCUGCCGGUUCCACCACGCGUGUAUCUUGUCAUGGUUUGAGAACCACCCUGGUCGUUGUCCCGUUCACCAACACGACAGUUUUGGUUAUUAA